Messenger RNA from Doryrhamphus excisus (bluestripe pipefish), 6954 nucleotides. It is a transcript of the gene rgs17, whose product is annotated as regulator of G protein signaling 17. Lineage: Eukaryota; Metazoa; Chordata; Actinopteri; Syngnathiformes; Syngnathidae. The record is from RefSeq and is a predicted model, not a curated record.
GCUCGGCGGCGUUCGGUAGUGAAGUGGGGCGGAUGGACGGAAAAAAAGGCGGCGAUGGACGUUCCGCGACGAAAUCCUCGUUAACGAUGCCUUCCGACGAGCACCGGGACAUCGUGGCUUGCGGAGCCGUCACCUUAGGACACUGACAGCCCGUCGCAUAGGGAUGCUGUGCUUUCAAGUCCACAAACGACCCAUUCGCUGAGAUCCGACGAAAACCUGGGCAGCGAGGGGCGCCGGCGAGCACAACAAAAGGAUCAAGUGCAACAAGGGAGGAAGAAGUGUUCGUUACGUUUGGCCUCAGCUCAGUGGUGUCUGUCUCUGCACCAGUCGGUCAGGGAUGGUGAGACCAGUAACCUCUCUUCCCGACCUCCUCGCCUUUCCCCGAGUCUCCCACCAGCCCAACAGCCAGUCCAAAUCUGAUGCUCCGCCGAGCGGCCUGCGAUCAUCCAGCAAGCCGAUUACCUCAUGCCAUGACCGGUCUGUCUGACCUGCUUUCAGGAACUCACUAAUUCAUGCCCAGGAGUGUGAGUGGUGUGGAGAUGAGAAAAAGGCAGGCGGCGCACAUCGAGGUCCCACCCGAGGUCCCCGGACAGCCCCGACCCAACACCUGCUGCCUCUGCUGGUGCGGCUGCUGCAAAUGUCUCUGGAAUGAAGACAGGAUGGAGAGAAGUGAACGGCAGACAUGCACCAAGUUGGACAGUAUUGAAGCUGCAGAAGAACAGAACCCCAACCUGGACGAGGUGCUGUCGUGGGCACGGAGUUUCGAGAUGAUGCUGCGCUCGCUCGAAGGCCGGGAGAUCUUCCGGGAGUUCCUGAGAUCGGAGUACAGCGAGGACAACCUCCUUUUCUGGUUGGCCUGCGAAGAGCUGAAGAAAGAGACCGACCCCUCAGCCGUGGAAGAAAAGGCCAGGAUCAUAUACGAAGAUUACGUAUCCAUACUGUCACCUAAAGAGGUGAGUCUGGACUCACGGGUGCGAGAAGGCAUCAACCAGACCCUGGCCGAGCCCAGCAGCCUGAUGUACGAGGAGGCGCAGCUCCAAAUCUACACACUGAUGCACCGAGACUCCUUCCCCCGUUUCCUCAACUCCUCCGUUUACAGAGACCUCCUCGCCAGCAGGAGGCGCGCCUGCCUCGAUACCUAAAGACUUUCUCCCCAACCGUCCACAUUGGCUCUCCCUCGUCGCCGCUCGAGGCAACAAGACUACUACGUCAAAUACUACUAUGGUGCCAGAAAGUCCGCUUUCGGGGGAAACGAAACAAAUUUCUCCCUCUUUCUUGAUUGAAAAGAUCCGAGAUAGCUGGUUUGUUUUUACUUAUAGUUUUUUAAGCGGUUUCUAUCCGGCGGUCCACCUUGGCUGGUUGGUCCGUACAUAACCAAGCCACAACUGCUGGCUGGUGAGUUUUCGCCAGCAAUUUUGUGCCAGAGGGAGUAGUCGUCAUGGUCACUGUGGACUCCUCAGGACCAGGAAAAGACGGACAGACAGACAGACAGAAUGGACAUGCCAACUAUUCCUGUACUGUAAUAAUUAGACCUCACUUUAAUUCAUCUUUUAUUUUCAUAUCAUUCUAGUCCACACUCGAGCAGCACCACCUCAUAUGGAACUCUCACUCUCUCUGGAGUAGCUUGACAAAGUAAGCCCACGACUGCAAGUGUUUUUUGGGGGGGGGGGAAAUAAGGCUUUUCAUCUGACUCUGUCCUGCAGUGAAGGGAAAACAAUUUAAAGCUUAGUUGUUUGAAGGAAGAGGAAGCAGCGGAUGCGUCCACUCAUCUCGCCAUCUAUCCAUCCAUGCAUCCAUCCGUCCAUCCAAGCACUUUCCUUCUUUAAGUGGGAGAAGUAAGGGCUAGAAUUGUGGUUGGGCAGCUACGUGUACUAUUAUUAUUAACUCAUGAACUGUACCCCAAGAAGAAACACAAAGCCUUCACCUGUUAAAAAAAAAAAGGCAGCACAAGCGGCGUUGCUGGAUUUUUCGUUUUUCCGGGAAAAACAACCACAAGUAGUCCCAACGAUCCCCUUCUUCUUCUUCUUCUUCUUCUUCCCACUCCUGACACGCAAGCCAACCUGACAAGCACAGGUGAGGGGAAACACACUUUUUUAAGUUGCUUCAAGGUGCCCUGGCCUUUGUCUGUAAGGCUUUAUUGUUGUAUGAUUAUAUUUACCAAUCUAUGAUUAGCUGCUGUUAAGGUGAUAGCUAAAGCGGGUGCCAAACACGAUGUCAACGACGCUUGGAUGAGGAGUCACGGGGGGGGGGUCGUCCAGCCAGCACAUUUUAGUUAGCGACUUUUCGUUUCAACGACAAUGCUAACAAAGACAUGUUUGAGUCGGCCGUGCGACACGCUCGCUUCCCUUUUUUUUUUUUUUGGGUGGAAGUUUCUGUGUGUGGCUAGCAUCUGUGCUAACGCUGCGUCGCACUGCCAGCCCCCCUCACACACACACACACACACACACACACACACAACACUGGUUUACUUUUCUACACGUGACUUUGACCGCAUGCAACGAUAACGUGUCUGUAGACGCUUUACAGAAACAUUUUUUUAAACGGCAGGGCGGCGUGUUGCCAAAUGUCCCGCUAAGAUGUUUUAAUGACGUGAACAUUUAGACCUGUGGAUACGCAGUAGAAACGUGCAUGACUGAAGUAUCGACGAUAUUUUUGUUGAAUUAACCUGACUUGAUGUUGGCUCCGGAGGCCCCCUUUUUUUCUGGAACAAAGGUGGGAAGUGCGCCUGUGGCAAGACGGGGGUGCGACUUUUAACACCCCCGAUACUCAUUGUCACCUGCCGUGUGUUGAAAGCGAUUGUCACAUUUUAUACGUCGCAGGCGCAUCUAAUUAUUCGACUGCACGGUGUCGCUAUAUGAAAGCGCAACAUCCGCGAAUAAACGCCAAAUGUAUUUUUUGUUCCGGCUCUGCUGCUGCAUUGUUAACUAAAACGUACGAUAGGAUGCCAUCUUUUACUUAAACUACCUGAUGUUAAUGUAAAAACUUCGGUAGUUUCUUUUAUUUAAAGAGCAGGCUAGCAAACGUGCCAUUAGAUGUGCUAAUGUUGUAAAAUUAGGGAUGGGCACUAAAUUUCAGAUUUUGAUGGAAUUGCAGAAUCUUGUGCUUGAAUGUUCUGAACUAGCUUAACUUUUCAUAAGCUGAAGUAUUGCUGUGUUUCUCUAGACCCUAAAGUAAUUUAAGCUGAAUCAACAGCGCCUCUGCGGGCUGAUGGCGGUACUGCACUCCAAAAGUGCCACCCUAACAAGCAAUUAAUUUUUUUUUUUUUUUGCCCAUCCCUUCUCAAAGUAUAUGACUGUAUGAACUCCAUUCACAUGCUAAAAUGAGCGCACACACUUGAGGUUAAUGUAUCAAUCAAUGGAGUCAAUAGAAACAUUGUUUUCUAAGAAAAGCUUUUUAUUCCGAGUAAGAAAAAAAAGGCCUCCUCAUGGCUAACUAGAACAUAUUUAACCUUUGGCAAUACAGUAAAAAAAAAAAACAUGCAGACGGCCCACAUUCACCACAGAUAGCGCUUAGCUGUGCAUGCAUGUGCCCACUUGGUGGUGAUGAUAAUUAUGAAAUUAUUAUAAAUAAGAACCGAUUUCCUCCAUUUUUAGAUCACCGGGUUUUCCAUCCGAGUGUAACGAUAACAAACGAGAAUGUUUUAAUUCACCACGAAGCAGAAAUACAAUGGUGCAAUUCAACCAAGUUUACAUUUCUAAUAAACGACGUGCCGUGUUUGUUUGUUUAUUUGUUUGUUUGUUAGUACGGCGCUCAUUGUAAGCAUUUGGGAGGAGACCAGCCGGUAAGGUUAGGUAAGAGUGUCUGGCGUAAUUUAUUGUGUAUAACCGCAGCAGUGACCAUGUGACGUCAUCGCUCGGCUUCUUCGAGUUUUUUUUUUUUUCAAACGUGGCUGUGAUUUUUGUAUUUUUUUUUUUUUUUUUAUUAGCAGAAAAACAGCUGACGGGAUGGAGGAGGCCUUACCGAUACAUUUCUUCUUAUUUUAUGUUCCUUUUUUAUGUAGACAAUAAUAAGUAGGCUUUUCACUACCUCUCAUGUUGGUUAAUUUAUGUCACAUCUAGUUUUGUUUUGUUUGUUUUUUUAGAUCUACUUGAAGCCUAACACUGUAAAAAAAAAAAAAAAAAAAACUACAAAAUGUGCACAGAGAAAAUGUAUAUGACCACAGGUGGGGGGGUGUAUUUAAAAGAGAGCUUAGCCUAAAUAUCAUAUUUAAUUUUUUUUUUGUUUAUUUGUAUGUUUUGUGUUGAGCUGAACUAGACUUUUGCAUCUCUAUAAAUAAUAAUUCAGGAAACCACUGUCUAUAAGGGCUAAUCCCAUUUUUGCCUAUGCAAAUAUGUUACUGUGGUGGAUUUUUGGUUGGGGAGGGGGGUAAGUGAGGGCGGGGGGGUCGUCGGAAAAUGGGGCGAGGUACCAGCCGCCCUCUUUAAAUGGACUAUGGUUUACAUUGCCCUUUGCUGAUAUUCUUCAAUCUUUACUCAGCAAAAAUGUACGCUUAUUUUUGUUUCUAUAUUAAAUAUGACAUAUAUAUAUAUGAAUAUAUCUUUAUAAAACAAGUACUAUACAGAGAAAAUAGUAUAAUAUGCCUUCGUGAUGAUAUAUAAGGAAAAAAACAAAUAAAUGUGUUUGUUGUCUGACAUUAUGUGGCUGGCGUCUUGCUAAGAUGAGCAGAUGGGGCGGGUGGGGUGGGGGCCGGACAGUAGCUAGCUAGCGAAACCCUGUGCGCUGUUUACAAACACUUUAUUGGUUUCCCCCAUCCCCAGAUCAUGUAUUCAGUCCAUUUUAGAAUUCCACCUUUUUGUUAUUUAUUUUAUUUUUUUGAGGUUUCGAAGGGCUGAGUGGAAUACAAAUGUGCUAACAACACGGGCUAGCUUGUGAAAUCAACUUCCUGUCCUUGUCAGUUUUAUUUCCUCACUGCAAACAAAAGUAAAUGUAGGGCCUGUUUACAUGAGAACCAUGUAGCAAAAAAAAAUGCUGGGUGUUUUUAAAUGCUCUUCUCUGUGUAUAUUGGUUGAAAAUAUGUGUCAUGGAAGUAAUAUUUCUCUGUAAAUGUACUUUUUAUAUAUACAUACCCAUAUAUCCAUAUUUACAUUGGCACAUGUUUUACGUUAUAUAAAAAUAUUAUCAUCUGAAAUUUGCGAUAUUCCAAAUUCGUAAGUAGCCAACAGAAGAGGUGUGGACUCGGUUCAGACUCCCUUCAAAAUUUUGAUAACUUUCGACUCAAAUUGACAAUAUCACCAAAGACUCGACUUGGACUUUGACAUCACUGACUUAGGACUUGACUCGGGAUUUAGUCUGAUGACUUGAAAAUAUUAAGGAUUUUGAGUGACUGAUUUUCAAAGUAUUCAACUGAUGUGAUCCAGCAAGACAACAUGUUUUCCCCGUUGAAUCUUCCGCAUUGAAUGCAUUUAACAUAAAUUCUAAACGCUAUGUUACGAAUUGUAAGGUCUUGAAAAUUUCAAGACCAGGACUUGACUCGUGACUUGAUGUGGAACACUGACUUGCUCCCACCUCUGGCAAGCAGUCACGGGCGGUGAUGUGAAUAGGCUUCUUUUGUUUUAAUUAGGGAUGUUUGAUAAUAUUCGGCCUGAUAUUAGCAUCAAAAUGUUUUUUCCCCGAUCAUGAAAAACAAUAUUUUGCUGUAUACAAUACAUAUGUGUUCAUUCCACCGCAGGACAUAUGUCAUGUUACAUAUAUCGGAAUCGGAAACCAAAGCACAUGGCUUAACGUUCCGCAUUUAGAUGCUUUGAGCUAUUAAAAAUAGCUACCAAAAUUUUCUUAGUUUACUUUUACAAUUUUGAUAAACAACCUUGAAUUUGUGACAUUCAAGAGUCUUUGUCAACGGUUUGUUUGAUUAUUCCGAUAAAUAACUAAACUAAAGAACUUUUAAAAGUGACAAAUAACUUUAAUAACAAUAACAAAUAACAAUUUUGUGUAAACAGCCCCUGAAUUUUUGACAUUCAAAACUGUUAUGUCGCCAACAUGCCCUCCUUACAGUCAUGCCCGAGCGUCAACAAUCGUAAACAGGCUUCUUUUGUUUUUAUUUUUUUUGACAAAAGGAAAACAUGUCACCUAACAUUCUUCACUUGGCUAGUUUGAGACACUUUUUUAUGUAAACAGCCCCUAAAUUUCCGACAUGUGAAAUUCUUAUGUAGCCAACAUGCACUCCCAGUAGUCAACGUGUUUAAGCUAGCUUGUCAAUGGUAAAAAUUAUGUUUUUACUUUAUUAUUCUGAUAAACGAAAAAUGAAAACACAGCGUCACUUAACAUUCUUCACUUAGCUAGUUUGAGACACUUUUUUGGAAACGAUCUUAUGUAAACAGCCCCUAAAUUUCCGACAUGUGAAAUUCUUAUGUAGCCAACAUGCCCUCCCAGUAGUCAACGUGUCUAAGCUAGCUUGUCAAUGGUAAAAAGUAUGUUUUUACUUUAUUAUUCUGAUAAACAAAAAUGAAAACACAGCGUCACUUAACAUUCUUCACUUAGCUAUAGAUUAUGCCACUUUUAAAAGCUGCCGUGUAAAAACAAGCUCUUAUGUAAACAGCACCAAAAUUUCCAACUAAAUAAACUAAAAAAAACACAACGUCAAUUAGCGUUCCUCGCUUAGCUAGUGCCACUUUUUUUUUCCAAAUGUUUGUAAUGUUACUCGGUUUAAGUGUCAGUGGUUCCGUGGUGGAGGUUUUUAGCGGCUAGCUUGAGACUCAACGUUGGUAUUCUGGUGCCUAUUUUAUUUCUUUAUUUCACAGAGACCUCAAGAUCCCCUCGCUUUUAUUUUCUCGAGCGCUCUCGGUGACGUGAGCCGUGCAAUACCGCCCAUCCGCAGGCAGGGCGGCGACAUUUCGCUCGUCGUUUUUUGAGAGACUCCCCACUCGGUGUGACAAACGGACUUUAGGCGAUCACUUUUCUCUUUAUUGAUUUCGAUGCCUAAUCGUCUCGAUUUGUCGAUAUAACGGAGGUAUAAAA